GCGCGCCCCGCCCCGCCCAGUAUCCCCAGCAGCCAAUGAGCGCGCGGGGCUCCCGGCGCCCCCUGGGACGUGUAGUCCGGCCCUGGGUGCCCCCGGGCGCUGUCGUGCGCCCCCAGACUCCACGUCCCGUCGUGCGCCAGGCGGCGAGGGGAUUGGCCGGGCCCCGCCCCCGGCCCGCCCCGCUCGGCUCGCGCCGCAGCCCCAAGAAUGAAUGAAAUCGUAGCGCGCUGGGCGGCAGAGCGGGCGGCGCAGGCCGGGCUGGGCCCGCGCGCGGCGGCGGCAGCGGCGCCCCGGGCCGGAGGCGGCCCAGCUGAGCGGGCCAUGGCCACCGCCAUUCAGAACCCGCUCAAGUCCCUAGGCGAGGACUUCUACCGAGAGGCCAUAGAGCACUGCCGCAGCUACAACGCCCGCCUGUGUGCGGAGCGCAGCCUGCGGCUGCCAUUCCUCGACUCACAGACCGGAGUGGCCCAGAACAACUGCUACAUCUGGAUGGAGAAGACCCACCGCGGGCCGGGUUUGGCCCCGGGACAGAUCUACACGUACCCCGCACGCUGCUGGAGAAAGAAACGGAGACUCAACAUCCUGGAGGACCCCAGGCUCAGGCCCUGCGAGUACAAGAUUGACUGUGAGGCACCCCUGAAGAAGGAGGGAGGCCUCCCAGAAGGGCCAGUCCUUGAGGCUCUCCUGUGUGCUGAGACAGGAGAGAAGAAGAUUGAGUUGAAGGAGGAGGAGACCAUUAUGGAUUGCCAGAAACAGCAGCUGCUGGAGUUCCCACACGAUCUCGAGGUGGAGGACUUGGAGGAUGACAUCCCUAGGAGGAAGAACAGGGCCAAGGGAAAGGCAUAUGGCAUCGGGGGCCUUCGGAAACGCCAGGACACCGCUUCCCUAGAGGACCGAGACAAGCCGUAUGUCUGUGAUAUCUGUGGGAAGCGGUAUAAGAACCGGCCGGGGCUCAGCUACCACUACACCCACACCCACCUGGCUGAGGAGGAGGGUGAGGAGAACGCUGAACGCCACGCCCUGCCCUUCCAUCGAAAAAACAACCACAAACAGUUUUACAAAGAAUUGGCCUGGGUCCCUGAGGCACAGAGGAAACACACAGCUAAGAAGGCACCUGAUGGCACUGUCAUCCCCAACGGCUACUGUGACUUUUGCCUUGGGGGCUCCAAGAAGACAGGGUGUCCUGAGGACCUCAUCUCCUGUGCCGACUGUGGGCGAUCAGGCCACCCCUCGUGUUUACAGUUCACGGUGAACAUGACGGCAGCUGUGCGGACCUACCGCUGGCAGUGCAUUGAGUGCAAGUCCUGCAGCCUGUGUGGCACCUCGGAGAACGAUGGUGCCAGCAGGGCGGGUCUCGCCCCCCAGGACCAGCUGCUGUUUUGUGAUGACUGCGAUCGAGGUUACCACAUGUACUGUCUGAGUCCCCCCAUGGCGGAGCCCCCAGAAGGGAGCUGGAGCUGUCACCUCUGCCUUCGGCACCUAAAAGAGAAGGCCUCUGCCUACAUCACCCUAACCUAGGCCUGGAUCUCGCUCCCCAGAACCUCUGGGGUGGUGGUGCUGCUGCCUGUCUGCCUCUUGGACCUCCUCCUCCCCCCCUGCCCCCCAUCGCCCCAUAGUGGGAGGAGGUGAAGGGAGGCCUGAGAGGGGGCUGGGUCACCCCCUUUCCUCUGUGCAAGUGGAAUGUUGGCCCUGGGCCGGUGGGCCUGGCGGGGCUCCUCUCCCCCCUUUCCUCCUUCCCCAUCCCUUGGCAAAUGGGUGCCAGGGACUUCUGCUCCUCUUAAAGCCAUACCCCGCCUCUGGGCGGGCACAAGGGGCAGCAGAUGCCACCUGGGGGUGUGGACACAGCCUUUUUCUAAAGAAAAAGUCAAAAAGUUAAAAAAAAAAAAGUAAUAUAUACAAAGAGUCCUAUGAGGCCUGGCUGGGUGCUGCCAUAGAGUGGGCACCCCGGCUCUGCCAGUUUCCUUCCUGGUGGUGGUGGGGGCUACUUCCCCAGUUUCUUGAGCUGCAGUGGUCCCACCCCCCGCCAGGGUGGGCACCAUUCCCCUUCUUUACUGGGGCAGUGGGCCUGCUGUGUGCCCCUGGCCCUCGCGGUGCCCCCUGUGGAUACUGCAUGACAUGAACCAUGGUUUUGAACUCUGAUCCUGCUCCCUCCCCAGUGCCCUGCCUGGCCUCGGGCUGCCUGCUGGCUCCUGGGCAGGCUCUUUGGCUGGCUGGCUGGUGGGGGCUCAGUGGGCCCUGCCCAGUGCCCACUGGAAUGAGAAGCACAGACUUUGCUAUGGACUAGUCUUUCCCCCUCCCCUGCCCCAUCCCCCUGCUCACCAGCCAGGGCUGCCUCCUGCCUCCCUCCCUGGCCAUUUUUGGGGAUGGUGAGGGGGCCUGGUUGUUUCUUGUGGUUGUGUGUGUUUGUUGUUCGGAUUAAAAAAAAAAAAAAGGGAAACUGAGACUGCAAGCGGGAGGGGGGAGGUGGUGGGCAUGGGGGGCCUCCCCCCAAUCUGGGCGUGCCCCCCCUCUUGUAAAUGGGUCUCCUUUAUUGCCUGCCUCUGCUGUGAAUUAACUUGUUCUGUGUAUUAAACUGGACCUGACCCCUC
This is a messenger RNA of Erinaceus europaeus (western European hedgehog), 2588 nucleotides long. It is a transcript of the gene DPF1, whose product is annotated as double PHD fingers 1. Lineage: Eukaryota; Metazoa; Chordata; Mammalia; Eulipotyphla; Erinaceidae. The record is from RefSeq and is a predicted model, not a curated record. The coding region runs from base 208 to 1518 and encodes 436 amino acids. The transcript has 12 exons. Gene Ontology annotation, biological process: nervous system development. Gene Ontology annotation, cellular component: nBAF complex.